AGUAUUCUUAACUGUCGAUGCAAAUAAUUUUUGCUUACAUUGCUUUUUCUUCAUUUUUCUUUUUGUUGUCAUACCGAGUCCGAAUUUAACUUUUGCUUUAAGUAAGUUUGUUACUAACCAAGCGUUUGCUCGUUCUUUCCAAUUGCUAUCUGUUGAUUUAACUCUUUGCCAAGCUUUUUCUAUUAAAACUUUAUCAGCUUGAUGACGAGAAUGAAUAUCUUUAUUUUGUGAGUAUGCAAUAUCGUGUUCUCUACAAGCUGAAUCCAAUAAAUUUAUUCCUUUGUCUCCUUGUGCUAAACGUUGUGCUAACUUAGUUCCUGGUCCACAAAAUUGAUAUCCAGGUAAAUGCACUUCAAACGGAAGAUUAUUAAUUAAGUUGUUUACCAAUCCAAAUCCAGUAACAGACUGUUUACAUUUAUUAUAAAUCUUGUAAUUAAUAACCAUAAUUUUUUUUUGAUUAUGUAGUGAUAGGGUACACGAUUUAAAUGAAAAUAAGAGUUUUUGUAUAUAUAUACUUAAAUUUAUAUUGAAAAAGUUUAGUUAGCAAUAUGCGUUUAAUAGAACAAACUAAACAGAUUGCUGUGAAAAACAUUGAUAAUGUCUGUUCACAGAAAAAAAGGAUUGUACAUAGUACUUUAUUACCAAAUUCUAUACGUGCCCUUAUAGUAGGCCCAUCAAAUUGUGGUAAAACAAAUGUUAUGAUUAGUCUCAUAGAAAGCCCUAAUGGCCUCAAAUUCAGGAAUAUAUAUAUAUAUUCUAAAUCUUUAUAUCAACCAAAAUAUCAAUAUUUAAAAAAAUUGAUUACUCCAAUCAAAGGAAUAAACCUAUUCACAUUCUCUGAAAAUGAAAAAGUUAUAAGUCCAGCCAAAGCAAAUAUGCAUUCUAUAAUGGUAUUUGAUGAUGUAAUUUGCGAUAAACAAAAUACUAUAAGGGAUUAUUUUUGUAUGGGAAGACAUAAACACAUUGAUUGUUUUUAUUUAUGUCAAACAUAUACAAGGAUUCCUAAACACUUAAUACGUGAUAAUGCAAACAUGAUUAUCAUAUUUAAGCAAGAUGAAAUGAAUAUUAAACAUAUAUAUAAUGAUCAUGUCUUGGGUGACAUGACAUUUAAAGAUUUUUUAAAGCUUUGUAGUGAAUGUUGGAAAGAUAAAUAUGGAUUUCUUAUUGUGAGCAAGGAUGAUCCCAUUGAUAAAGAUAUAAUGUAGAUUAUAAACAGAAUAGAGAGCAGAUUGGUGACAGAAAGAAAGCAGAUCGGUAGCAGAUAUAAAGCAGAUCGGUAGCUGAUAUAAAGCAGAUCGGUAGCAGAUGUAAAGCAGAUCGGAAGCAGAUGGAUACAUAACCAAAAAAAAAUAAAAAAUAAAUUAUCCAAUCAUGAAGAGACACAAUUUGUUGAAGGAAAUUGUAAAAACACGAGCAGUAUUGAAAGAAAAGUUAAAAAACAUUAAACUUAAUCAAAUAGAUAGGGAUAAUCUAUUAGAAGAUACAUUUCAACCAAUAACCAAACCUUUGAAGGAUAUUAUAGGAAAACUAGA
This is a messenger RNA of Stomoxys calcitrans (stable fly), 1532 nucleotides long. RefSeq lists its product as uncharacterized. The transcript has 2 exons. The record is from RefSeq and is a predicted model, not a curated record. The coding region runs from base 549 to 1205 and encodes 218 amino acids. NCBI's taxonomy places the organism in Eukaryota, Metazoa, Arthropoda, Insecta, Diptera, Muscidae.